CCUAAACAGAGUUCUUCUCACUCUUAAAUCUCUUAAUCUCUGUCAUUUCUGACUUCUUAAUCUUUUCCUCUGAUUUCGUUUCCCCAUUGGGUUUUUGGAUCAAACCCAGACUUAGUUUUUGUAUUCAACGGAGAAGAAAUCAGAGUUUGACAAACAAGAAUGACAAAACAGAAAGUAAUGGUUGCAGAAGCGAAAACCGGAAUGGAUAUGGCGAUGACGGUUGUGCCAAAGGCGUUGUUCACGGCGGAGAUGAAGAAACCGCCGUUGAUGCCUGGAGGCUAUAUCACGAUAUCGAAGAAGAAACUGCUACAGAACCUGGAAAUCAACGGUGAGAAGAGGAUUAACGCGUGGGUGGAAUCUAUGAGAGCUUCUUCUCCGACGUCUCAUCGGAAAUCCGAUGUAUCUCUCUCGCAGGAAUUAACCUCAUGGAUGGAUCGACAUCCUUCUGCCUUGAACGUGUUCGACGAAAUUACUAACGCUUCAAAAGGAAAACAAAUAGUGAUGUUUCUCGAUUACGAUGGCACACUCUCCCCAAUCGUCGAUGACCCCGAUCAGGCUUACAUGUCGGAUGCGAUGCGAACAACAGUCAGAAAACUCGCUGGAUGCUUCCCCACUGCCAUUGUUAGUGGAAGAUGCAGGGAUAAAGUGUACAACUUUGUCAAAUUAGCAGAGCUUUACUACGCCGGAAGCCAUGGAAUGGACAUUAAAGGCCCUUCGAAAGGCUCCAAGUAUAAGAAAAAUCCCCCGAGUGUUCUCUGUCAACCCGCUAGUGAAUUUCUACCCAUGAUAGAUGAGAAAUGGAGCGAGCUUGCUGCGCAAGUGAGAUCAGUGUUGAAAGACUACCCAAAGCUUCGGUUAUCUCAAGGAAGGAAGGUGCUAGAGAUCCGUCCCACUAUUAAAUGGGACAAAGGCAAAGCCCUCGAGUUUUUGUUAGAGUCACUGGGUUAUGCCAACUGUACAGAUGUCUUUCCUAUUUACAUUGGAGACGAUCGAACGGACGAAGACGCAUUCAAGGUAUUGAGAGAAAGAGGACAAGGUUUUGGCAUUCUGGUGUCCAAAAUUCCAAAGGACACAAAUGCAUCUUAUUCUUUGCAGGAACCAUCCGAGGUGAUGGAUUUUUUACAACGUUUAGUUGAAUGGAAAAGGCAUCAACAGAGCCGAAGGUUUUGA
This is a messenger RNA of Lactuca saligna, 1170 nucleotides long. NCBI's taxonomy places the organism in Eukaryota, Viridiplantae, Streptophyta, Magnoliopsida, Asterales, Asteraceae. The record is from the annotation of a GenBank genome assembly.